GACAGCAAGUGCUAGGAAUGAGUUUGAUUAGGCGGAACAAAGCGUCAGUCCUGCAGCGAAUAGUAAUGUUUUCUAGUGAAUAUUAGUUGGUUUUGUUUGAACUUCCUGCGCAAAAAGCCGGCGAAAUUGUAAACAUUGUGCAAUAAUUCGCUAUGGGUAAAAUGGAAAGCUAAGAUUUCGAUGAUCACCAUUCACGCGUGCGUGCAUUCUCACUGAGUUCCCGUUGCCCUACCGUCUUAACCUACCCGACAAAUAGAAUAGCUUUUUUUCUCACAGCGAUGGCAAAAUCGAGACAAAAUUCUACGAGAAAGAUGGCAUCCAAAGGAGGCGCAUUAGAACUUUUGUCUGCUUUUGGGAAAAGUAUAUCAAAGCCUUUAUUUUCUUCAAACCUUUCAAGCAGUGCAUCAGUGUCACGAACACCUUCUUUUACUGGUCCAAGUGGUGUGAUAGAAAAUUUGUCUUCUUUGCAUGCUGAGCUUGAUGGAUUGCUUGGUGAAACAGAAGAGAAUAGUGGUACAAUUAGGUCGAAUUCGUAUGAUGGUAACAAACAAGCUCGAUAUUUGCUCAGAAUUCGUCGUUCGCAUUGGAAGGAUGCAUCUAAGACUCAGACUUGUAUGAGAUGCAGCAAAUCGUUUAGCUUUACAAGCAAAAAAUUCAAUUGCAGAAGAUGUGGUAAUGUAUUUUGUGACACAUGUUGCCAGUAUAGAAGAAGGCUAUCCCCGGAAUGCAUUCCUGAUCCUCAAGGGAAUGUGUAUAGAGUCUGUUACACAUGUGCUGAUUUAAAUUCUCAGCCUAUUGGUGAAAUCCAAAACUUGACUAACUUAUUUCAUGAACACAGAAAAAAUAAAAGAAUGACAAUAUCCAAUGAACUUCCACGUCUAGUUCAAGGAUUCGAAAAGUUUGUGGAUCCAACAUCAAGGUUGAAAACAGUGAUGAGUAAUACGUUUUCCGUUAUGAAAGUUCCGGAAUGGCAAAAGUCUGCAAAAUGGCUUGAAAGUUCCGAAGUUGAAUGGUGCACAAAAUGUUCAGUGAAAUUUUCACUUUUAAACAGCAAACAUCAUUGCAGAUUAUGUGGUUCGGUAUAUUGUGGUAAAUGUUGCAAAGCCAACUUAUUAUUAUACUUUACCGAACAAAAGAAAGGCGUGGCUGCGUUAAUUAAUGUGGUUGGUUGUCCGGACAAGGAACCACCAAUAUGUCUGUACAUGCCCAUUUGUUUGCUGUGCCAGGAAGACUUGGAGGAAUACCAGGUUCAGCAGUAUCAUUUAACCGAAGCAGAAAAAGAUGCACCGAAAGGAAGUUUAAAAGAAGUUGGGGAGAUCCACGAUCGUUUGAGAAAGAUUGAACAGAAACUAGAAGUGUCUCUUCCCCGUUUUCAAGAGUUGGUGGAGGCGUACGUUUUUGAACCGAACGUUAAUGAAAGCGGUCAAAGUAACGUGGAAUUCUUUGCGAAACUUCAAGGCGACAUUUCUGAUUUGUUUACACAGUACGCCGUCGUCAUUCAAGGAUUAAAAAAGUUCGAGUUGUCGACCAAGACGGAGUUGAAAAUCAUGAAGAAUAUGAUCACAAUCAAAUGUAAACAGUACAACCAAGGAAUGAAUUUAUUUAAGAAUUUGAAAGUUAACUUGGAUAAAUCACUUCCUGCCAAGGCUUUGGAGCAAUUUCAAAAUUAUGCUAACAUGCAAGCUAUAAACAAUACGUUUGUCAUGACGCGCCAACUUGGGUUUGAGGCGUUAAAUCUUGCAACAAAACAUGGCUUUGAAACAUCACUAGCGGAAAAACUGAGCGAAGUGGAUCAGAUUUGUUACAAUGAACUGAAAGUCUAUGUGCAGAAGUCCAACGAGGACUGGGACGAGCACUUAGAAAUUUUAAAUCAAUUUUUAAAGCAGCAGCUGAAGGAGAAGAAGUUAGUGUCGCCAAGUUCGGAAUUGACGUCGAAAGAUGGUCAAAGAUACGUACAUCACUUUUUAAUCGAACGUAGCUGUUCAGUUCUUUAUCAAGUUUUAAGAGCGUUAAAAGCGAAAUCUUCGGAGAAGCAGUUCCCACUAUCUAAAAGUGCACUGCAGUCUCUCUUGAAUACAGUUUCCGAACAGACUACAAAACAAGGACGGUACAAAAGGACAAGUACUUUACGAACAUAGAUGCGUUCUAGAGUUUUGAUAUUAAAAUAAGAGAUUUUUGUCAAAUAUGCAUGGAUUAUUUUUUGUAUAUUUUUAAGUAGAUUUUUUAUUUUUUUAUAAAUUUUAAUUUAUUGUAGAUACAAUAAUUAUUACUUGUUUUGGUGACAUUUUUUAAGUUUGUUGUUGUUGUUGUUUUUAAAAAUUUAAUCCGGAAAAGUAUUGUGAAAAAGUAACUGAAUUAUACCCGAUUUUGUCUGCUUCGACUAUAUGUUGCAUGGACCUUUGAACUUGUUUUUUUCUAUAUUUUUCUCUUCUUUUCUUCACCCCGGUUUUUCGUCAGUCCACUAUGAGCAUUCCCUAACUUAAAAAAGAACUUUGUUGUGCCAGGAGCAUACAAAUGUAUCAGUAUUUUAAAAUUUGAUGAAAAUAUUUUUGACGAGUUUUUGUGAAAUAUGGAAUAUAUUUUUUAAAAAAAAAAUAAUGUUAUUGUUGUAUA
This is a messenger RNA of Hydractinia symbiolongicarpus, 2613 nucleotides long. RefSeq lists its product as uncharacterized. The record is from RefSeq and is a predicted model, not a curated record. NCBI's taxonomy places the organism in Eukaryota, Metazoa, Cnidaria, Hydrozoa, Anthoathecata, Hydractiniidae. Gene Ontology annotation, molecular function: metal ion binding. Bases 279 to 2138 code for a protein of 619 amino acids. The transcript is spliced from 6 exons.